AGUGUAUCUAAUCUUUAUUGUGUGUACUGAGCAUUGUGUAGACUGUGGGACCAAGGUGGGCGUGUGUGCUUUAAUAUACAGGAACUACUGUAUUCAGCACAUGUGGCUAUCUAGGUCUGGGUGUUACAAAAAAGACUACCUUGAAUCCCAAUGCAAAGGCAUUCCAGAGUCCAAAGACUCCUACAGGAUCAGUGAAUUCAGAUACUGGAGACGGUUCACAGGACUGGGCAGACCAUGAUAGUGGCAUCUCGGUUGCCUCCUCUCCCCAGGUAGCAAUGAAAUCACAGGGACCCUCUGGUGCCUUUCAGAUGAACGGUGACAUGGGCAAGUACACAGCACUUGGUUACCCACCCACCCCCGAAUCCCCCGUCUUUCCCCUCGCCAAUGGACACUUAUUUGGGCCCGAGUACCCUUACCUUCCCGAUGGCCAAAUUGUUACUGCUGAAGACAUCUCACAGCAGGAGCCUCCGAAAGGAGAUGAUCUACGCAAACGUCUUCAGAGACAACUAGAGUACUAUUUCUCCAGGGAGAACCUGGCCAAUGACAGAUAUCUCCAAUCACAGAUGGACUCAGACCAGUAUGUGACCAUCAAAACGAUAGCCAGCUUCAAUGCGGUCACCAAACUAACCCAUGAAUUGCCGCUAGUAAUAGAUGUACUGAGGGAAUCACCCCUUGUUCAAGUAGAUGAGAAAGGAGAGAAGGUUAGACCGAAUCACAAACGAUGUACAGUCAUCUUAAGAGAGGUCCCAGAUACUACUCCAAUCGAGGAUGUAAAAGCCCUCUUUACUCACGAGCAAUGUCCCAAGUUCGUUAGCUGUGAGUUUGCUCACAACAACAACUGGUACAUCACAUUUGAAUCGGACUCAGAUGCCCAGAAAGCAUACAGACAUCUACGGGAACGGGUUGGCCACUUCCAAGGGAAACCAAUUAUGGCAAGGAUAAAAGCGAAGCCUUUGCAGAGGAUCACCUACACACAAGCAGCACCCAAGGUGCUCAAUGGCUACCAUCUUGCCACAAGUAACUUCUCCCAGGCCCAGACAGCAGUAUUCCAGCCAACGCAGUUCCAGCAGUACACCACCGCCCCUUCUGCAGCGGCGGCGGCAGCAGCUCAGCAGCCCCUCAACGGAAUCAUCCAGCAGCAGCAGUACACGUACUACCCUGCCAACGUCCCGCCACAGUGGAGCCAGACGUACUAUGAAGCUCCUCAGGCUAUUGUAAGUCAGCAGCCUCAACAGUUUGGGACCACCAGUGCCUUCCCUCAGAAAUACCAACCCACCAACACACAGACCAGUAGACACAAUAGUUACCAGGGAUCCAGGAAUUCACAUGUUAUAUCAAAUAGAACCAUUAAGAGUCAUCCUCGGUCAUCCAGUACUCCCGAGCUGCGGAUGAACGAUCACCGUAUGAACGAUCGGAUGGGUAUACUAGACCCCAACCUCCCGUCACACCACUCCCGUCACUACCACCCCCACGAGCAUCGCAGGUCGACGCAGCCCUCCAUGCCCCUAAGUAGCUCCCGUAUGCCACCUUACCCCCGGGGAGGGGAGGAACCCCUGGAGAGGCUGGAUAGACUGGAUCGGAUGGACAGGAAAGAGGACAAAGGCGGAGGGGAGGUGUUCCUGGCCCCCAAGAGGAGGGAGGGCGCCAGGAGACCACACCCGCAUUUCAACGAUGAUACCCAUAUCGGCAGCACUAGUACCUCAUUACAACAGAGUCAUAGUGGUCAUUAUGACCUAACACGUAGGAGACCUUUAAGUAGUAGUAGCUCUUCUAAUAACAGUACCUUCCGGAAUAGACGGAGGCGAGAUGACGACAUCAUCCCUCCAAGCAGAAGAAGCAACAGCACCAGUGGUACCCCGGUCACCACCAGCAGUAGCAACAGUAAUCCCAGUAGCAGCACCAUGAGCAGUGCAGGAGGCACCGGUAGUAGCAGUACAAAUACCAAAGAAAGUCGAGACCCCAAGGAGAAGGAUACAACCAAGACACCGUCCUCUCCAAAGAUUGAUCUGGCAUCGUUUCCGCCUUUGCCUGGAAGAACUUCCAAGGAGGAUGGGGGUGAAGAAGGGAAGAAGGAGGAGGCCUCAGGAAGCAAGGACGUAGCCCCGAGUAUGACUCCAAUGGCCGAUGUCGUCAAAGGUCUCAAGGAACCCAAGCGAGCUGCGAGACCGGUUGAACCUAAGCCAGUACCAGUGCCAUCAACUAAAGACAGCUCAACUAAUACAGCCAGUCAAUCCUCUGCAAGCAAGGAAGCCGAGAAAUCGGUCGCACCUACCCCUAAACCGGCACCACCAACUCCACAAAAUACCAAGCAAAAGCAAACAUCGUCGUACACUCAGACUGACCCAGAGGAGAAGCAAUCAUCUAAGAUGGAGGCAUCUCCGGCUCAUGGGAGCAUGGCUGCAUCCUCGACCAGCUCUGCUACCAAGCACAACUCUAGGGCAUCCAUGACAGCUACAUCUACCACACAUCCAUCCUCCUCCUCCACGACCACCAACUCCUCUUCCUCUGCAACGCCUGCUGCAUCCAAGACCAGCAGCAGUAGCAGCAGCAUCCAUCCAGUCUCAUCUGAAUGCACCAAGUCUGUUUCCAUGGCAACGCAGGCGGUGACAUCAUCGGUUGGCACGGCAACGUCAGCCACCUCUUCUGCUGCCUCUCAUGUGUCUGCCUCAGGGAGAUCAUCGGCUUUGGCAGGGAGCAGCAACUCGAGUGCGGCAGCCCAGGUCGCAGCCGUCAAGACAUCGGAUGGUAUACCACCACCAAGGCUCAGCUAUGCACAAGUCAUUGCCAAGAUGUCGGCAGCCAAGGCCAACCAGGCAGAGAACCCAGAACCUUCCAAAACUAAUAGCGGUAACAAAACCACUGCACCGACCUCCGGUCCGAAAGACAUGCCGAACUCAAACUCCUCUAGCCAUGAGAGAACUGUGAAUAACAUGUCUACCCCACUCUCCAACCACGCCAACUCGCAGCCACACGUGCAGCCGAUGAAUUCCAAGCCUCAGAGGUUCCCGCGGUAUGGGCGGGGUCCCAAGAUGGAACAGAACGGAGGGGACGGGCACUUUUACUCUGGAGGUAGACAUAGAGGAAGGGGAGAGUAUGGGGGUAGAAGAUCUCCACCCCAUCAUAAACCUGCCAGCAAGUAACAUUGGCUUCCUCUUCUAUGGAGGGAGCAAGGCAGCACACAUUUCGCUCGGCCUGCUUCUCGUAGUGGAAAUGUUUACUUUGCCAAAAAAAUUGAGCUGCACAGUGCUCGCACUUUAAACGAAUAGAAUGAGGAAUAACGAUGGGAAUUGUCACAACUGGAGGUUGGUCUUCCUUCAUGGAGCAGGACAGUCAACUUUAUUACGACUUUCAUCCAUGUGAAAGUACUUGAGCUGAGGUUACUUCGUAAUCUACGAUGGAAUGAAUAUUAUACUGAUUGGAAAAUGGGUUUGGUAUACUUUAUACCUGUAGCAGCGGUGAUUUGUCAACAUUGAAACAUUACUUAAGAUGAUCAUAAUGUUGCGGAUGUGGAGGUGAAUUUUUCAAAACUGUGCUUUGUUUUGAAGUGAUGAAUGAAUGAAUGAAUUCUGGAGAGGACCAGCAUAGAUUUUUCUUUGACACUGAAAUUUUUUUGUUUAAAAUGUCUUUAUGUGGUAUGCCAAAAUGUAGCAUUGACACAACUUUUGAUUGGUUGGAAAGGUGGCUUCCAGACGCAGCAUUUGUCAGUUCCUGCUUGUAGGCAAUUAUACUAGCAAUUGAUUCACCAGGCAACGGCCGUGUCAGUGGACAAUCAUUGAUGAUGCCCUUGUCUUUCAAUUACAUGAACAACUUGUUGUUUUUUUUCUGUUGACUAUUGUCAUUUUAUGUAGAGAUCUGCUUUGUGAGAUAUAAAAAAAAACACAAGCACCAAGCUUAAUGGUUUUGCAAAGCAGCAAGAUGAGCUUCGCUUGUGACUUUGUAAUUCGUUUGUAACCGUGAGACGCCAUGUGUGCAGGGAACUUGUCAGAGAGGACUUUUGAAAGGAGAAUUAGGAUCGCCCUUGCGGAAGAAGUUUAGAAAUGGAAUCAGGAAGUUGAGCCAAGAGAGACUCGAAAGGUUGAUAAACUCGUCCAAAGGGACGAUGCAGCUGUGGUGUGCCUACAUGCGGAUAAGAGGUUGACUGUGACUUGUUAACCAUUGGUGAACAUUACCUGUGAAAGGUGUGGGGAAAGGCGCAUGGAGGGAUGUUUCCUGCAUCAAGAGAAUAUCUUGAGGAUUGUUUGUAAGAAGCAUAGGUGCUUCUAAAUGAAUAGAAAAGAUGUAUAUUUGUACAGGGAGUAGGUGUCACAGCACUGUGUGCUGAGGGGAAUUUGAAAGAUAACCAAAAAUACCCUAUAAGGGGAAUUUGUUCCAGUGUAAGAAGACCUUAUAUUAGUAUUUGAUAGCGUUAAAAAAUCUUUGAUUUAUGGAAAAUGUCUUUGGGUAACAGAUUUACUAGAUACUGUUACUUAGUUCUGAUUUAUCCAGCUUAAAUAAUACACGAGGGCAAAUUUCCAAAACUUAAUCCUUAAUCCAUCUCUUAUAAAGUUGCCCCAAUGAUUCUGCCACAACAAUAUUCAAGAAAGCUUAGAAAAUCAAUUUUCUACACACAGCAGAAUAAUGAAAAAAAUGCUUUUGCAGCAUAAUUGCUUGUUGCACAAAACGGUAUACCAUUGGAAAGAAAGAAAUAACCCCUAAAAUUCAGCAAUCACCUUUGAGUUGGAAAAAAAAAUAGCCCCUUAAAAAUUAGAAUGAUUUCCUACACUGGAUCUUUCUCAUCCUGCUAUUAUUGCAGGUAUGUUUGUGUUCUUCAAAUUGGCCACACUUCUCAAUGUUUCAUGCAUAGUUUGAAUGAGAAGAAAAUGGAUAUUAAAAUGAAUGAUAACAAAGUUUUAAUGAAGAUGCUAAUUUGUGAUUUUAGAUUGUGAUUUUGUUUUCAUUCCAUUGCCAGUUUGAAGAGCAAGGAUUAGCUCUUGUUUCGGAAUUGCAAAACAUGCUGCACUGGAUACCCUCAAAAAAUUUCAGUACAUAUAUGAUUUUUUCCCAAUCUUAUUCCAUGAUUGGUUGCUAGUAUUGAGGAGAAAGAGGAACUGCAAAAGGUUAUCUUAAAAAACAGAUACACUUUAUCUCUUUGGGUUGAAUGGAGUUAUGUAAAGCAUGCUGAUGGAACAUUUUGCUUAAUGUGUUCAAACCGUGUAACAUCACCUGGGCCUCGUAACAGAUAGCUUAGCAAUUGAUUAUUGGACUGAUGUUUGUGAUUGAUCAUACACAACGAUUAUUACAAUCAAUCAUAGAAUUCAGCCCCACGAUCAAUUCAAAUUAUAUUAUUCAUCAGAUCAUCUGUGACAUCAAAUCCUAAUGUAAUCACACUUUGAAUCCCCUCUCGUGAUAACAGGAAAGUGGUAAUCUGAAUGGUAACAUAGAUAUGUUGCAUAAAUUUUACACGGUUACGGUGUUAUCCAAUUUAUUUUUGAAGUGCUGUACAUGCUUAACACAUCUCAAGAUGUAUACCUGGCAUUGGUGAUUGUAGCAGGUAGGGGAUCGGCAAGAAUGAUUACCUGAGAGUUCUUUGUAGAGAGCAUCGUUUAUCCUCUGGAGAUGUCAAACAAUGCAGAUUGGAGCAAAACGGAAUCGUCCGGGACAGACUUAAAAAGAUGUCUUUAUCAUUGCCCUCUUGAUGCUACGAAUGAAGCGAACAGUAUUCCUGCGUUGUCGAUCUCGUCAAUGAUCCGUCUUUCUUGUCGCAAACUAUGGAGAAUACAUUACUUGCCAUUACCCAUCAUCGUGAUUACUAGAGGAUUUCAGACAUCACCACAAGAUGUACUUAUAAGUGACAAAGAGUAUGUCCAGCACGUGUAGAUAUUGUGUGUUGCCAGCCCUUGCAUCGUAGAGCAAAACGCUUGGCCUUCAGACAUGAUGUUGUAUUCUCCAGCUAUAUGCAAGCCUCUUUCAGUCACCUAUCCACAUACCCAAGAAUGCAUUGUGGUAUUCUUGAAAGUGGAGGUGGUAGUAUAACAAAUGUUGCAUUAGUCCAUGUUGUUUCCCUCUGAUUCAAGAAAAUGAGCUUGCCAAUUUAUAAGAGACUCCUUAUGCAUGAUGAUGUGUCCAUUUUAUGUCCAGCUACCUGUGCUAGAAAUAUAAUAUCUACAGAUAGAACAAUCGUGUACCUCUGAGAUGAGAGUAUUAAAGAUUUGUAAAAUGUGUAUAAGCUUGCAUAAGUAUGGUAACACUGACGUAUACAGUUCAUGGGAUGCCUCGUCACAAGGAAUUCAAGCUAUGAUAAAUCCUCAGUACUUAUCUUCAAAACCAUUCUGAAAAUAUCUAUUUUUCACACAUGUUAAUCAAGAGAGUGACGCGAUUCCGCUCUUAUUUGUUGAUGGAUAUAACCGAAAUAUCUUUCAUUUCAUAUCACGGUGAUUGUUUUGUUUGUAUUCUCAAUAUGUCGGGAGAUUUGGGUAACUGUAAAGGAAGCGGUAGAUCAUGUUUUCGUUCCGAGCUCAGAGAUCCCCUGAUAUCAGACCCCACUUGUAUUUCAUAUCAGUAGAAGAAACUCUGCUAGAUGAGAAUGAGAGGAGACUCAGCCUUGUGUAGGUCGUACAUGGCGACUGGCUGGAAUACUCCCCAGGAAGUGGAGAUGGUACGAGGAAAGUUUGAUUGUAUCUCACCAGGUAAAUAUAUAGUGCUGACCCCGAACAUUAAUGUAAUCUAUAAUUAUUUUCUUUACUGUACAGUCAUUCCUUUUAUUAUACUUCGCAAUGUGUUGAUUAAUGAUCCUUGGGUUGUUCUUCAUCAUCUGUAAAAGAACCCACCCUCUCACCCAUUUUUUGUUGGUUUUGUGGAGGGUUUGUAAGAGUGAUUUCUGGAGGCUCACCAUCAAAUAAUUACUCAGUGAAUGAAUUAUAUAAAUCAGUUGUACUAUGAAGCAAAAGUUGAUGGGCUAACCUAGUACAGAGAGUUUUGAAAAAAUAGUGAUUGAGCUAUCAAUAGUGUAGGGUUCCCAUAGUCAUGGAAAAUCCUGGAAAAAUUUGUGGUCAUGGAAAGUCAGGGAAUUUGAAAAUUUGUGAAAAGUCAUAAAAUUGCAUUUACCUCUUGGCUAUGGCAGCUUUCCCGUUUGUCGUGUCUCGCAACUCUCAUACUCUGUGAUCAUACUCUGCUGUUAUAAUUGGUGUUGAUGAUUUCCAUUUUUUCCCAGUUUUUUGCCAUCCCAAAUUCUACAUAACUCCCGGGACGUCACGGGAAGUCAUGGAAAGCAGCAAUUUAGUCAUGGAAAAGUCAUGGAAUUCUGUUUUCAAAUUUCUGUGGGAACCCUGUACUGUUCUAAACUAACAGUUGGUGUUAAAUGCUUUGUUUGCCAGUGUGACCCCCAGCUUAAAGCGCUUACUGUACUUGAAAUCACCCACUGCGAUUUUUAUUUUAGUCAAAAUAUCAGGGAGAAUGGUCAAGUUAUGCAGAUUAAGGAGAAAUGUGGAGGGGGGUCUUUCUACUGCAGAGUUGUUUUUUUUUAAGGAAAAUCCUAA
Molecule: messenger RNA, 7514 nt
Organism: Lytechinus pictus (painted urchin)
Lineage: Eukaryota; Metazoa; Echinodermata; Echinoidea; Temnopleuroida; Toxopneustidae
Product: la-related protein 4-like
Exons: 14
Coding region: 276-3140 (954 amino acids)
Biological process (GO): positive regulation of translation
Cellular component (GO): cytosol; cytoplasmic stress granule
Molecular function (GO): mRNA 3'-UTR binding
Source: RefSeq, a predicted model, not a curated record